This is a messenger RNA of Carya illinoinensis, 1685 nucleotides long. RefSeq lists its product as uncharacterized. The record is from RefSeq and is a predicted model, not a curated record. The coding region runs from base 584 to 1339 and encodes 251 amino acids. The transcript is spliced from 4 exons. Lineage: Eukaryota; Viridiplantae; Streptophyta; Magnoliopsida; Fagales; Juglandaceae.
GUUGUUAAAUCUUAAAUUCUGAGAAAACAAUGUAGUCUAGCACUUUCCCGGCUCUCCUCCCCCUAUUCCUAUGGCCUGAACCCCUCGUGGCAUGUCCUCCCCCUUCUCUCUCACUCUCUCUGCAGAAGGCUUCCGUUUUCUACGGUGGCAUUUUCUCAUCGGGCAUCGGAUCUGGGGUUAUUUCGCUUAGCGUUAAAGGGUCUGUUCAUUGUUGGGAUUGUUCUUAUUGUGGACAUAGCCAUUUGGGUGGAAUUCACCGGGAAAAGACAUGGGGGAAUUGUUAUCUUUCUGUUGAUUAUCACUAGAAAGUCAGUCAGCUGCCGCAAAACAAGUUAAACAGCAAUAGUGAAGAUUUCUGGCCUUGGUUGUGACUCAAGUUGGAAAUGUUCUUUACUUAAUGAAGGUAGAUUCAGUUGUGAUCACUUUUGGCUUAGGAAGUUAAUAUAUAUUGCGGAGAGGCAAUUUGUGUUAUGGGUUGACUUCAAAGACUAAAGUUUUUGGUGGUCUUCUGGGGAUAUUGUGGAUUCUGCCAUUUGGAGUGUGUGGAGAAGGAACAUAAUUAGAUUUUGUUUGUGGGUUUGGAAUGGAUCAUAUGACUCCGAGAGAGAGAGAUUUUGAAGGUGAUAUUGAGAGUGGGCUCACAGUUAGUGAAGAAGAAUCGAUCAAAGCUCCUGUUUUGGGUGCUACAAAGCAAGAAAGGACAUUGCUCGAGAAGAUUUGUGGUGGGUUCAUUGAUGGGCCCAUCAAGAGUGAAGAUAAGCAGAGUUCAUGUGGCGAUUUUUCAAACUCUAAUGGAUUUUCUCCUGAGAAUGUGAGGAUGGUUAGCAACAAGAUAUUAGAGAGGGUAGAGGAUGUAGAUUAUGUUGAGAUAACACCAGUGAAGGAUAAACGUAAAAAGUCGAGCAAUAAAAAACCUCCAAAACCUCCGAGACCUCCCAGAGGUCCAUCAUUGGAUGCAGCUGACCAGAAGCUAAUCAAGGAGAUCUCUGAACUUGCCAUGUUGAAGAGGGCAAGGAUUGAGCGAAUGAAAGCCUUGAAGAAGAUGAAAGCUGCUAAGUCAUCAUCUCCUAAUAGCAGCAGCAUAUUUGCCAUGGUGUUGACCAUUCUCUUCUGUCUUGUAAUAAUCUUUCAAGGAAUGUCGUCUAGUAGAAAAUCACCUGUAAACUUCCAAGGGUCUCCUGUGUCAGCAGGACCGACAGACAGUGGUUUGAUUUCUGUUCAGUACUAUGCAUUUCCGUCUGCUAGUGAGCCAAAUGAACCUGGUUCUGUGUCUCUCAAUUUGGUAGAGCAAAUGGCUGGUUCUGAUCCAUCGGAAAAGUUGAUGAGAGUUGUGGGAUGAAAGGGAGCAUAACUGAAGUGAAUGCAACAGCCCUAGUUUUCAUUGGAGAACAAACUUCGGAGUUGCCCUUUGUAGUUCUCCCGCAAACCAUUUUUCCUCACUUUUUCUUUUUUACACGUGACAUGAAUCUGAAUCUUUUGGGUAAAUUAUCCCCUUUAUUGUGUAUAUCAAGUAAAAUUGGGGCCGAGUCAAAUUAAUGUAUAAGUUUUAGGUGUAAUUUUUAUAAGUGAUGCCAAAUACUUUUCACAAGUUGCUCCGUAGCAACGAACCUGGCCAAAUUAUGUUUGAUUGAGGAUGGUUAUUUUAUUUAUAAGCAGUUCAUGCAGCCUUGCAAAAUUCAAGCGAA